GCUUUACCUGGAGCCGCUCGUGAAGCCGCUCCAGAAACCCUCCCAAACGGGGCCUAAGUCCUGGAACCAAUCGAAGUGUUAGCAGCUGGGUCUGCCAUUGCCAUUGACAAGUGGAUCAGCAGCUCCAUCCUCCAUGGACGAGGAGACCACGUCCUCUGGUGCCACGCCGGACGCGUCGCCUGCAGGUACGACGGAUCAGGAGGACCCCUUGGAGCUCGCCGUCGAGCGACGGCUUGCCAGCGACGGGCGCCACGACGAUGGGGGCUCCUUCACCAUCUUCCGCGUCCCGGCCUGCGUCCGCGACGCGGACCGGACGCUGUACGAGCCCCGCCUCGUGUCCGUCGGCCCCUACUACCGCGGCCGCGCCGAGCUCCGCGCCAUGGAGCGCCACAAGUGGCGCUACCUCCGCCACCUGCUCCAGCGCGCCGCCGCCACGGCGCAGCCGCCCCUGCGCGCCUUGGUGCGCGCUGUCCGCGCCGCCGAGCCCCGCGCCCGCGCCUGCUACAGCGAGCCCGCCGCCGACGCCGACGACGACGCCGAGGACGCCGGCAGGUUCGCGGAGAAGCUGCUCCUCGACGGCUGCUUCGUCCUCGAGUUCUUCUUCAAGUGGAACAGGCGGGAGCCCGACGCGCUCUGCGACGCCGGCUGGGCGCUCGCGCUCCUGCACUCGGACCUCCUCCUCGUCGAGAACCAGAUCCCCUUCUUCGUCCUCGAGGCGCUCUUCGACGCCUUCUUCCGCGGCGAGGUCCCGAGGGCCGACCUGCUCAAGCUCCUCUUGCGCCACCUCAAGCCCAACGGCGCGCUCCUGCCCGGCCACCAACCGCCGUCGCCGUACAAGGCGCCCACAGGCCCGAUCGACCACCUGAUCCACCUCUUCCACGAGGCGUUCGUGCCCAGACCGCCUCCGGCGCCACCGUCGAGCCAGGCCUCGCCGCCGCCGCCGCCGCGGGUGAUCCCUUGCGUCAGCGCGCUCCGCGAGGCCGGCGUCCGGUUCGUGAGGAAGCCGCCGGCGGCGUCCCCUCGCGGCAUGUUCGACAUCACGUUCGACGCCAGGAGGGGCGUGAUGGAGAUGCCCCCCGUAGCGAUCGACCAGGCGAGCCUGCCGCUGCUCGUGAACCUCGUCGCCUUCGAGCAGAGCAGGGGCCACCGGAAGGGCUCCGGCGGCGCCCCGCUGACGAGCUACGCGGCGCUAAUGGCGUCGCUGGUGAGGACGGGGAAGGACGUGGAGGAGCUGCAGCGCCGGGGGAUCGCGGACAACAUGCUGUCCAGCGACGACGGCGCCGCCCUUCAGUUCUUCCAGUCCCUGGGCGCCUGCAGCACCAUCGACUACGACGACCACCUCUUCGCGCCGCUCUUCGCCGACGUCCAGCGCUACCACGACAGGAGCUGGCACAGGCACAGGGCCAGGUUCAUCCGCGAUCACUGCAGCAACCCGUGGUCCGUCAUCGCGCUCGUGCUCGCCGUCCUGGCCUUCUUCUCUCUUUUCAACAAUUCCGUGACCGUCUACAAACUAGUUCACCCUCAACCCAAAUGAUCUUCGUCAGCGACGAAGGAGGAUUUCCUGCAUGUGGCACUUGCAACUUGCAUUGCAAAUGUAGCUAAUAUCUUACUUUAAAUAAGUUUGAUAUGCUAAAAUUGGUGCCUAGUAAAAUUUCUCAAAAUUUUAUGACACUGAAGAAAGUCAUCAAAAUUUGCUAGGGGUAAAAAAGAAAGGCCCCAACUUUUCUUUACACCCAAAACCUGUAAUUUUAUGACUAAGCAUCAAAAUCAAAAUCUGAUUGCACCAUUGAGUUGCCGCCAAUAAAAACAUCAAAACAAGUUUCUCAUACCGUUCCAAAAACAUUUUAUUAAAAAUUGAAAGCAUAUCAUAAUAAAACAGAUUGAUUUGAAACAAAAUUAAUUAGGAGGAUGGAGCUGCUGAUCCAGUUGUCAAUGGCAAUGGCAGACCCAGCUGCUAACCGAAUUUAGGCGGAUUUGUUCGGGGACUUUAAGUUCCCAUCACAACAGAUGUUUGACACCAAUUAGGAGUAUUAAAUAUAAGUUAAUUAUAAAAUCAAUUGCAUAAAUAAACGCUAAUUCGUGAGAAGAAUUAGUUCAUAAUUUGAUAAUGAUGUGCUAUAGUAAACAUGCGCUCUAAUACAUACGGACGAUAUAAAAGUAAACACAUUAUUAGGGCAUCAGUUUUAGGCGUAGUAAUUUGAGCUGGAAGAUUGUUAUGUUUCAACGUACAUUAGAAUGUAUUAGACAACACAUUGUUGCAAUGCUGAAUACACGAGCUACAUACAUUUCUUGAAAUUAAGCUCUUCUUCAUAACAAAUCUAGGGUGUUUUAAGUGACCAGUUUAGUUCAACUGCAUCCACUUUUGUAGCAACCCUGUUCAUGAAAAUACACAGAAUAGUAGUUAGACUAGAAAACCUCGUGGCUUUGCCACGAGUGGCCAGUGGAUGUACCCGUCGGACAUUUUUUUUCCGUGUACGAUGUGGAAGCACUUUGAAUUUUGAGAAACUUUUUUAUGAAUCACUUUUUUUAAAGAUGUUUUGGUUGAACGGGUGAUUUAUCAUAGAGCUUUGUAUUUCUAAAUUUGCUCUGUAGCGGUUGUAGGUUUUGGAAUUUUUAGUAACCUUUAUACUGAAUGCUUUUAAAUUAUAAGACUUUCAUUUGAGCGGGUUUGGACAUGAAGGCCUAUUUGAUCAAUUUCAUUUGAGCGGGUUUGGGCAUGAAGGCCGCGUCUGCCAACCUCUGAGCUUUUUUCUCAAUGUUUCUCCGCACGCGUCAGAAAUUGAAUGGUCACCAAAAAAAUAUCUCCUCUAGAAACAUCGUAGCCUUUCUCGGCAGCGGUUGCUCCUCCUCUCCGGGCCGAGGCCUUGUGCCGCCCUGGCCGCGGCUGCCUUUGUUACAUUAUUGGCAUCCAUUUCUUUUCAAGAAGUAGAACAUAUACUUAAUUCGCAUAAUGGACAGGAAUAGGUUUGUGUAGUUGAGAAAAUCUGCUAUUAUAAUUCAGCAGAUCUUAAGGGUUUUGAUUAGAGGUAGAAAAAGGCUGCAGAACAAACUUGGGAGCAUGUGGAUACAUUGGAAGCUUCUGCUGCUCAUAUUCUUAAUUUUAGACUGCGAGCAUGUGGAACAUUGUCAGCAGUGACAAAUUGUCAAUAUAAUAUAUCACAUUAUAUUGCUAACAAUGUUGGCUUUACCCAAAAGAUAGGUAUCUAACAACCUGUGAUUUCAUCAUCUAUGCUAUUUGAUGGUGCCUACAAAUCUUCUAGACUGUCGAAAAGUUCUGUUUUCGCCCAAAAGAUAUGCAGCAAGAGCGUCAGUUAACGAAAGUUGUACCCAAAACUAUAAGCAAAAGUAGCGAUCCACAUUGCCAUUCCCUGUAAAGCAAAAUGUCCUUUUGCUUGGUUCAUUGUUGUGUUGUGUGUAGUUGUAGCACGCAGCAUCAGUUAACGAAAGUUGUAUAAGAAACUAUAAGCAAAAGUAGCUGUCCA
Messenger RNA from Panicum virgatum (switchgrass), 3482 nucleotides. Its product is annotated as putative UPF0481 protein At3g02645. The coding region runs from base 134 to 1534 and encodes 466 amino acids. The record is from RefSeq and is a predicted model, not a curated record. Lineage: Eukaryota; Viridiplantae; Streptophyta; Magnoliopsida; Poales; Poaceae. The transcript has a single exon.